Molecule: messenger RNA, 1263 nt
Organism: Chaetomium fimeti
Lineage: Eukaryota; Fungi; Ascomycota; Sordariomycetes; Sordariales; Chaetomiaceae
Exons: 2
Coding region: 114-1040 (308 amino acids)
Source: RefSeq, a predicted model, not a curated record
GCGACAGGCGCCAGCCAAAUUCAGCCUUUUUGUCGACUUCGUGUGUACCUACCUAGGUAAUCAACACUGACAUUCAACCUUUGUUUUUCUCUCUUCGUAACUCCAGACACUCAAUGAUGCCAUUAGAAAACGAUGAGGCGCCAUCACACUCUGACGCCACCACUGACCCAAAUGCAGCUGGUAGGGAAUUCGCCCUGACCAUGUCCGAAGACGAACUAUACCAGCGGACUCGGGGGCUCUACGCUCCAUUCCUCGCCUACCCACCCGACCGCCCUAUGGUGUUUGUGAAGUUCGGUGGCCCUGCAAAGGAGGCCGAGGGCGAUAUGCAGAGGCUCGCCUUCGAAUACCUACGUCAAGAACGUCAGAGAGACCCCAGCUGCAACAUCCAUGUUCCCGAAGUCUUCAAGGUCUUCACCAAGGAUGGCGUCACCUUCAUCAUCAUGCAGCUUCUCCUGGCAGCCCAAGUUGGGGACUUCGCCAAAACAUUCGAUCCUCUGACCUGGGAGAGCAACCAGGCUCUCUACUACGGCAUGAUUGCUGAUGGAGUCCGUCUUCUGAGUCGCAUGCCUGUCCCGCCCGACGCCACUCCUGGCCCAUACACUACAUGUAGUGCCAAACGCCUCAUCAACCACAUGCUCUUCAAGGACCAGGAAGCCCCAGUUGUUUACGACACCGUUGAGGACUUGGAAAACCACUUGAACAGGGUUGCACAACGAGCAUAUCACGGUCCCAACCGACCCAAGCUCACUCUGGAGAAGGAACUUGUUUACUGCUACACCGACUUCAAUGGCGAGAACUUCAUGUUCACCACCGACCCCGAUGGCCGUCCUCGUCUCUACAUUGUUGACUUCCAGCACGCCUCAUUCUUACCGCUCAGCUUCCUUGCCUAUGCUGUCUUGACAAAUAAGCGCUGGUCCACAAGCAACUGGAUUGAGAAGGAGCUCGGCCCCUCUCUUCCGCGACAUAAUAUUGAGGUGAUGAAAAGAAUAUGCUAUAUAUUCCAGAUAAGUUGGACAGGAGUUGGCCUCAGAGAGGUAUAGAUGGUGCUAUGGUUAGUGGUCGGCCUAAGCGCCCCGCCUAUGUGAUCGGGUUAUGGUCUGGUUCGUACGUAUCUCGUUACCUACGGAGGUAGGGAGGAAUGCCACGCCCUAAUUACUUCCUGGUGUUGCAAUUCCGACAAGUGAAGCCGCUUCCUUUUUUCCUUGGUUUAGUUUUCAUUUAAUAGAGUGCGUUUAAUGGUGCCUCGAGCCUCCUCUACCACAU